AUGGCAGCUAGCGGGUGGAAUGGAAGGACGGUGUCUGUUAUUUUAUCGAUCUUGGUUCUUUCUGGCGUUCAGAUCACACUAUCACAGAACAAUAACACGGAUAACGUAGUCGAGAACGUACACGCAGAGUCCGAGUUUCAAAAUCCGACAAUUUUUCUACCAAUUUUAGCUCGCAACAAAGCUCACACGCUGCCAGUUUUCUUGGCCUAUAUUGACAGAUUGGAUUAUCCGAAAUCCAGAAUGCGAAUUUGGAUACAAAGCGACCAUAAUAUCGAUAACACGACAUCAAUUCUGAAGGAAUGGGUAUCCAACGUGAAACAUACAUACCGCAGUAUAGAUGAGAGUUACGCAGAUGAACCAGAUAAAUACAGUACCGAAGUCGGUCCACUUGACUGGCCUGAAGAGAGAUUCAGUCAUAUGAUUAAGCUACGACAGGAGGCACUUGAUGAAGCACGGAGACAGUGGGCUGAUUUUAUAUUUUUUGUUGACUGCGAUAAUUUUAUUGAAGAGCCCCAGACUCUGAAUCUGUUAAUAGCAGAGAAAAAAACAAUUAUAGCCCCAAUGAUGGAAUCUGACUCAGCAUAUGCUAAUUUUUGGUGUGGGGUCGAUGACCAGGGUUAUUACAUAAGAACACCGGAAUACCUGCCAACAUUACGGAGAGAAAGGAAAGGUUGUUUCCCCGUACCCAUGGUGCAUUCAACAUUCCUUAUCGAUUUACGUAGAUCAUCGUCUUUGAAGCUGCAAUUUAACCCUCUCAAUUCGUAUCGUGGUGACUAUGACGAUAUUUUGAUAUUCGCUUACUCAGCCAAAAUUGCAGAGAUCCAGAUGUAUGUAUUAAACACAUGGUAUUUUGGAAUGUUGUUAAGUCCUUUACAAAAUGAUGACACUUUACACACCAGUAUUGAACAGAUGGUUCACUGUGCAUUGGAAAGCAUGAUUGAUCGCCCACCACUACUGACAUCGGAACACGUCACCGUACCAGUAAGACACACGGAGAGAUUGGGAUUUGAUGAAAUUUACAUGAUUAAUUUGUUACGAAGACCUGACAGGAGAGAGAGAAUGGUGGCCGCAUUUGAUUUACUCGGAAUUGAUGCCACCCUGGUGGAUGCUGUAGAUGGGCAGGAGCUUACAGAUGAGAAAGUGUUGGAGCUUGGUAUAAAGAUGUUGCCGGGAUUUGCCGACCCUUACCACGGCAGAGAACUCACUAAAGGAGAGAUUGGAUGUUUUCUCAGCCAUUACAAUAUAUGGCAGGAGGUUGUGAGUAAAAACUACAGUAAAGUUAUGGUGCUAGAGGAUGAUGUUAGAUUCAAGUUCAAAUUUCUGGAGAGACUGAACGCAAUGAUGGCAGAACUGAAAGAACUACACAUAAACUGGGACAUUGUAGCAAUAUUAGAAGAGACCAAAGAAGCUCAGAAGUUCCGAAAAAGACAAAGUGGAAAUGAUCCUUUCAAGCUGGAGACUGGAGGCUUGGUAGAUAUGAAACAAAUCAAAGACAGAAACAGAGACAGAUCUGAAGAGGAUACAGAUCGUGAUGUUGUUGAUAUGGGAAGUACAUUUGCAGCCGAAACAAACAGACGAGAUGAAGAUGCCGAUAUGAUGAAGUACAUUGAAGAACAGAUGGCCAAAAGGAAAGGUAAAGCAAUGACAAAAGAGGAAGAAAGAAGGCUCAAAUCUGCUGAGGAUCUAUUAUAUGAACUUCCAGCUAGAUUACAAGUUGAGUCAUCUUCACAAAAAACAGAAGAAAUGAUGUCACAUCAGAUGUUGUCUGGUAUCCCAGAAGUUGAUCUUGGUAUUGA
This is a messenger RNA of Saccoglossus kowalevskii, 1796 nucleotides long. Its product is annotated as procollagen galactosyltransferase 2-like. NCBI's taxonomy places the organism in Eukaryota, Metazoa, Hemichordata, Enteropneusta, Harrimaniidae. The record is from RefSeq and is a predicted model, not a curated record. Gene Ontology annotation, molecular function: procollagen galactosyltransferase activity.